This is a messenger RNA of Juglans microcarpa x Juglans regia, 2601 nucleotides long. RefSeq names its product long chain acyl-CoA synthetase 6, peroxisomal-like. The transcript has 23 exons. The record is from RefSeq and is a predicted model, not a curated record. Gene Ontology annotation, molecular function: long-chain fatty acid-CoA ligase activity. Gene Ontology annotation, biological process: fatty acid metabolic process. Bases 327 to 2411 code for a protein of 694 amino acids. NCBI's taxonomy places the organism in Eukaryota, Viridiplantae, Streptophyta, Magnoliopsida, Fagales, Juglandaceae. Gene Ontology annotation, cellular component: membrane; endoplasmic reticulum.
CUCCAAUCCAAAACAGCAGCAGAAGCACCACCCGUGACGCGUGCGUUUAUAUAUACAUAUAUAUUAUAUAUAAUAAUAAUAAAUAGGUAAUCAUCGCAAACAUGGAGGAUACUAGCAUAUGUUGAUCGUAAGCGUCGUCAUCAGAGAGUUAUCAGCGAAGUCAUUCUUAUCGGGACUGUUGUUAUGCCUUUAAUGCGUUCCAUCAUAAUCCCGUGAACCAAACAGAAGUUUGCACGUCGAACUGCCGUUGCAUGACCUCGGACCGAGCCGCAUAAACUUUCGUCCUUCGCAUUUAAGGAUAAUAACUAUAUAUUACAGAAGUUGCCAUGGAUUCGGCCGCGGCUCAGCGUCGUCUUAAUGCUAUUCAUGGCCAUCUCCUCGCUGACGGCGACUCUCAUUCUCAGCUCCGUCCCCAUCCCACCGCCGGGGAGUUCGCUCUCGAGCAAGGGUACAGUGUUGUGCUUCCAGAGAAAUUGCAGUUAGGGAAGUGGAAUGUAUACAGAUCGACACGUUCUCCUUUGAAGCUUGUGAGUAGAUUCCAAGAUCAUCCAGAAAUUGGUACACUUCAUGAUAAUUUUGUGCAUUCGGUUGACACUUUUCGAGAUUACAAGUAUCUGGGAACACGAAUUCGGGUUGAUGGCACAGUUGGAGAGUACAAAUGGAUGACAUAUGGAGAAGCAGGUACUGCUCGAUCAGCUAUAGGUUCUGGCCUAAUUUAUCAUGGGAUAUCAAAGGGAUCUUGCAUUGGGUUAUACUUCAUCAACAGACCCGAGUGGCUCAUUGUUGACCACGCUUGCUCUGCUUAUUCUUACAUAUCAGUUCCUUUAUACGACACUCUUGGUCCAGAUGCUGUCAAGUAUAUUGUAAAUCAUGCUGCCGUACAAGUUAUAUUUUGUGUGCCUCAAACCUUGAAUUCUUUAUUGAGCUUCUUGUUUGAUAUUCCAACAAUUCGCCUAAUUGUGGUCAUUGGAGGAAUAGAUGAUCAAAUUCCAAAGCUUCCAUCAUCAACAGGAGUUGAGGUUGUGACAUAUUCAAAAUUGCUUAGUCAGGGCCACAGUAACCUUCAGCCUUUUUGCCCUCCAAAACCUGAUGACAUUGCUACCAUUUGCUACACAAGUGGUACUACUGGGACCCCAAAGGGAGCUGUUUUGACACAUGGAAACUUGAUUGCAAAUGUUGCUGGAACCUCCCUUUCUAACAAAUUCUACCCCUCAGAUGUUUACAUAUCAUACCUUCCUUUGGCACACAUAUAUGAACGAGCUAACCAGGUCUCGAUGGCAUAUCAUGGAGUUGCUGUUGGAUUUUACCAGGGGGAUAAUAUGAAACUAAUGGAUGAUAUGGCUGCUCUAAGACCUACUAUCUUCUGCAGUGUUCCUAGACUUUAUAAUAGAAUAUAUGCUGGUAUUAUAAAUGCUGUAAAGACAUCCGGUGUGCUGCGGGAGAGGUUGUUUAAUGCUGCAUACAAUGCUAAGAAGCAAGCAAUAUUGAGCGGAAAGAACCCAUCCCCCAUCUGGGACAAAUUGGUAUUCAAUAAGAUAAGGGGAAAGCUUGGAGGACGAGUUCGUUUCAUGGCAUCAGGUGCCUCACCGUUGUCUCCCGAUGUCAUGGACUUUCUAAAGAUCUGCUUUGGUGGCCAAGUAACUGAAGGAUAUGGUAUGACUGAAACUUCUUGUGUUAUAAGUGGUAUUGAAGAGGGUGACAAUCUAUCUGGCCAUGUCGGUGCCCCUAAUCCAGCUUGUGAAAUAAAGCUUGUAGAUGUUCCACAAAUGAACUAUACAUCUGAUGAUAAGCCACAUCCUCGUGGAGAAAUCUGUGUUCGGGGUCCCAUUAUUUUCAAAUGUUAUUACAAAGAUGAAGUACAGACGAAAGAAGUGAUUGAUGAAGAUGGAUGGCUUCAUACCGGAGACAUAGGGUUGUGGCUACCUGGGGGUCGUUUAAAAAUCAUUGAUAGGAAGAAAAACAUUUUCAAGCUGGCACAGGGAGAGUACAUAGCUCCAGAAAAAAUUGAGAAUGUAUAUGCAAAGUGCAAGUUUAUUUCCCAGUGCUUUGUAUAUGGUGACAGCCUGAAUUCCUCUUUGGUAGCUGUUAUCUCGGUGGACCAAGAUGUUUUAAAAGCAUGGGCUGCUUCUGAAGGCGUUAAGUAUCAAGAUCUAGGGAAGCUGUGUAAUGAUCCAAGAGCAAGGGCUGCCGUCUUGGCUGACAUGGAUGCUGUUGGGAGGGAAGCUCAGCUGAGAGGUUUUGAAUUUGCAAAAGCUGUGACCUUGGUGCUUGAGCCGUUUACACUGGAGAAUGACCUGCUUACUCCAACAUUUAAGAUCAAGAGACCUCAAGCAAAGGAAUACUUUGGAAAAGCAAUAUCUGAAAUGUAUGCCGAGCUCUCAACCUCGGACCCCUCCCAGAAAUCACUGUGAAAUAGAGAGCUUGUGAGAAGCAGAGCAAGUAUGCCCCCCACAGAGCUUCUUGGAGCUUUCAUCAUCUAGUGCUAACCAUCCUGCAUCAUAAAUUUUUCUCAAAAUAAAAUUGAAAUUAAUUUAUUAUGGUGUUCCUCAGAUCAGAGGAUUGUACAUUUUUGCCCCACAAUAAGAAGCAAUCAUUUUGAAA